UAAGUUAUAUUUAGAUUUUAAGAAUUAUAAACAUUUAUAAUAUUUUUCAUUUUAUAUAUAUGACUAAUUUUGAUGGAUUUUAUUUUGUAGGUCUGACGGUCCUGAUAGACCGCCAGCAGCACAGCGUCGUCCCGUACCUCGGAAGCGAGUUCAUUCAGGGAGUAGUUCCCAUGUAUCGGAAUCAUCGCAGGAGCAAAAUUCGAUUCCUGCUCCUGCAGCUCCACCUCAGGAUCCAUCUACUCGAUAUGAGCCCGGUGUCAUGCCAAUUGCGACAUUGGUUCGACAACCUGGUCGAGAUCAUCUCAAGGUGUUUCAUCCCCAACCACGAGGAUAUACUACGUGGUAACUUUUCUCUUCUUUUUCUUAAUAUAAUCUUUGUCUUUUUUUUGUAACUUAAUCUUUGAUUUUUUUUUAAGGUUCAACAAGUCACACAACGGCAUUACCGCCUGCAUUAAUGCAAUGAUGUAUUCCUUGCUCCGCAAAGGAUAUGAGACCUACAGUGUGAUGCCUUUCGAAGAAAAGGAGAUAUGGUUCCGUAAUUUUGCGCAACAAUUCAAUUGGGAGUCUGGACGUACCGAAACUGUUCGUCUGGCCUUCCACGAGAAGGUCGCGGAGUCCUAUACGAACCAGAUCUACGAGUGGAAGCAACUAUGGCUCAAGGGCAAGAUACCGAAGAAUAUCAACACCAAAGUUUGGGAGGACUUGCAGGUGCAUUGGGGGAAGCAGGAGACUAAGGAAAAGUCCGCCAGAAACGCAGCCAACCGCAACAGUGAUCAUGGCGGGAAAGGUGUUUUUGUCCACAACCUCGGGGCUUGCAGUAUGUCUUCUAAGGAGGAUCAGCUUGUUGAAGCAAAUGGCGGUAAUCCCGUUGAUCAUGUUGAUGUCAUGAGGGAAGCAUAUAAUAACAAGAAGACAUGUGAAAUUCAGGAUUCCCUCAUCAGAGAUGUCAUAGAUUUGGUGCAAACCAAAAAAGCAGAACUCCUAACUUCUCAGCCGAUGAACUCUAAUGACGCUUCUACGGCAGCUUCCACCAACCUUUGCCGACUUCAAAUCAACGAAAUGGUGGAACAGACAGUUCCAAAGAAGAAAAGACGUUUGGUCGGUUUGGCUCGUCGUGCGUCUUCGUGUCCUUCCUCUUCACAAACUCCAUACACAGAUCCUAUGAUCAUGGAGCAGCUGCAGAACAAGGAUGAGCGGAUUGAAGCGUUAGAGACGCAAAACGCUACAAUUCUUGCGGAAUUGGCAGAUCAGAAGAAGACCAACAACGAGAUCAUUGACAAGAUGAAUUCCAAUGAAUUUUAG
Brassica napus (rape) is the source of this 1302-nucleotide messenger RNA. RefSeq lists its product as uncharacterized. NCBI's taxonomy places the organism in Eukaryota, Viridiplantae, Streptophyta, Magnoliopsida, Brassicales, Brassicaceae. The transcript has 4 exons. Bases 460 to 1302 code for a protein of 280 amino acids. The record is from RefSeq and is a predicted model, not a curated record.